AUGGAGGCAGUGAGACAAAAGAAGUCCAAGACCAGCAGCAGGUCUCAGGUAUGUACAGUACGUUCCUGUAUGUCCCUGAGGACAGACUCCUGUCUGAUUAUGAAAUUAUGGGGAAAGCAUAUGAUAGUAUGUAUUACCCAGUCAUUAUUCAUGAGUAUUAACCAGGCAGACUACUGUUGUGUGUUACCCCCAACAGGACAGGAAACAGAGGCAGAGUGGAGGAGUGAAGAGUGCCACAGCUCGCUCUGCUGGUUGUGAUGAGGAAGCUGGUGCUGCUACCCCACCCAGCUCUGAGUUCACAGACGUCCCCCUCAGUCUGCCAUACGAGGGGACAGAGCAACAACAGGGUCUGGCAGGGGCAUCAGAGACUUUAUCAGAGACAUCACAACCAUCAACACAGAUAUUACCACAGACAUCAGAGGAAUCAUUACCAGCAUCACAGACACUAUCAUCAUCCACAUUAUCACAGACAUCGCUGACAUUAUCAUCAACCUCACCCCAGACACUAGCAAAGCCCUCUGAGGCAGAGCCAGAGAAGAGGGAUGAGGGGAGAGGAGAGGCCCAAGGGGCUGAGCUCAGAGCCCAACCACAGAGCACUGAGGUGGGGAGAGAGACCCAGAACAAAACCCACAUCCAGACCCAGCCCUGUAUAUCUACAAAGCUUAAGAUACCCUUGGCCCCCAGCGCCCCUGCCCUCUACCCCUUACUACCCACACUGGAGGAGGGCUCCCUGAUGCAGCUGCAUGAGGAGGCUCUGCGGGCCUGUGGGACAAGGGGCCCUGCUGUUCUGCCUCUAGGGGAGCAGGAGUGUCCUCCCAGUCUGGAGCCUGUUGUGGAGGUGGCUCCGUCUGAGGGCUCCAGGACCAGACUGUACCCUGAACUACCCCAGCCCAGCCCAGAACUACAGGUAACCACACACAUCCUAUGACCCAUUGUGGGCUCGAAGCGCUUUAUAUUACAAAUCUAUCAAUGUUAUUUGAAUCAUAUUUAUUUAUAGUGUCGACUGUGUUGUGUUUUUCCUACAGGCAUUCUCGUUGGAGCAGCUUAGUGUGUGGGAGCCGGGUGGGGGGAUGUGUGUGUGGGUGGAGGGGGUGGAGUUGUGUGCAGCCCGGUUCGCAGUGUUGGCCCGGCAGGAAGGCCACGAGCUGACGGACCUCCUGCAAAACUACUGGCGCUGCCGCAGACAGCUGACACACGCACACACACAGCUCCACACACAAACCUCUGACUGUAACACCACACAGAACCGACUCUGGAGCUUCAGAGAUGAACAGCUCACACUUCAGGUGUGUGGUUAAAUAGACAAUGUUAGUAUACAACUUAGCACAUAACACAAAAGCUACAAAGUUAUACAGUACACUUCUGUUCUUCAUCUCUCUCUUUCCCCCACUCUCUAAACCCUUUCUUUCUUUCCAGGGUGUGUGUGGGGACCAGUCCAAGGUGUAUGGCUACCACCGCUUCCAGCAGGCUGACUUUAGUGAGGCUGUGUUGGUGGAGCUGCGGAAGCUGUUUGAGGCCCGCACUGAACUCCUGCACCAGAAGGUGGCGCUGCACGCAUACACAGCCCUGCUGUCACGUCUUCAGGUGGAGUCAUACUUACACUGCCUGCUCCACGGUGAGAACACACUCUCACACAAACACACACACAGACGCACACACUGUACAUACAAAUACGCACAGGUGGGAUUUAAUUUAAUAUUCAACAUAUUGUACACAUGGUUAAUGUGUUUCUUUGUUUAAUUAGUCAAGUGUGUAUGUGUGUGUAUUGUAGAUAUGUGUGAUACCCAGAGCCAGCCCAGCUCCCUCCUCCCCCUGAAGGAGAGCAUCAGUGUUCUCUUCAGCUUCACACGGAGAGUCCUGGAUGACACGCAGUUCCAGACAGACAUCCACCUCUGGCUGCAGAGACUGGUACACAGACACACACAGUGAACCUCAACACUAGCCCUGGUACAGCAGUACCAGUUGUCCCACCUGUUGUGCAGUUUAAUCACGCUAUGUGUGUGUGUGUUGUGUAUAGGUGGCAGUGUUACUGCGUGUGGGGGGAUCAGGAGAACACCUCUACAUGUUGAACCAUCUGCUGUGCUGUUCUGCAGGGGUGGGCAAGUGGGCUGCAACCUUCUUACAGGUGAGACACACCCUCUAUCUAGUUUGUUUAAUGUUUUGAUUUCCUCUAAAGUAGGCCUGGUUUAUGAAUGAAGGCUCACUCCACUAUUUCUGUAUGCUUAUUGGCAGGUUAUCAUAUUUGGUUAACGAUGCCAUCAUUGCCAGGUAAGGUUAGCAGUCUUAAUUAAAACAUGCUUGGGGGGGUGUGUUUCAGAUCCAGGUCCUGGGAAAUCCCUCAGGAGUUCAGCAGUUCAUGCAGGCUCUUGCCAUCCUCAUGUCUCCAGUCAGGUAAAGAACCCUAACUUCUCACUCUGGCCCCUGACCCCUAACCCUACAUGUCACCAUCCUCAUGUCUCCUGUCAGGUAGCCCUAACCUUGACCUUUCAUCCCUAAUCCUUACCUAUUUACGUGAUUUUUUAGUUGAACGUGCACAUUUCAAGGUAUAACCCUUUGGGUUUUUCCUCUGAUCGUUGACCUUUCAUCUUUAGACAUCGUGCUGAGUUCAUGAGCCACAUGAAGCCCUGUGAGAGUCAGAGUGCUGCAGCCUCCGGCCCUGAGUCUGGCAACUGGACCCUAGUGGAUGAAGGUGGAGAGGAGGUAACCAUGCAUGUGUUGGUGUGUGUGGUAUUUCAGGGAACUGGACCCUAGGAGCGUUGAGGUAGAAUUGUUGUAAGGUUGCUGAUGUGUGUGUGUAUGUGUGUGUUUUUCAGGAUGAGGACCCAGAGAGCAGCUGGUUGUUACUGUGUGAAGAGGACCUGAUCUCUCUGCUGUCCCAGUUCCCCUUCCAACAGCUCUUCACACAUCUGCUGGGGAUGAGCAAGAAGGGUUUGUGUGUGUGCAAGUGUCUGUGUGUACUUGUUUUCCUACAUUAUCAGGACCCCAAUGUCCUAACAUUUCACCCGAAUGUCCUGAAAAUGUAGGAAAACAAUAACUUUUUUGAAAAGUCAGGACCUGAAUUUGUUCAAAUGCUAUUUUAAGUUUAAGGUUUAGGGGUUAAGGUUAAGGGGUAGGGUUAGGAUUAGGGAAAAUACGAUUUUUAAUGGUCAAACAUUUUUACACUCCAAAAAGUCCUGACAUUUCACGAAAAUAAAGCUGUGUGUGUAUGUGCGUGCGCAUGUGUUGUCAUGUAGUUGUAUUUGACUGACGUAGUAAUUCUGUUAUUCUAGUGACUGCUUUUUGGCUGUGUCUUCAGAUGUGUGUAUGCAGCUAUGUGACUGUCUCACCAAUAAAUGGAUGUUGUCUGUCUGUCUAGGUGUGUAUGAGCCCAAGGCCUGCUCCAGUCAGAAGAUGAUGCGUGUGUUUGCGUUCGCCUCGUCUCUGAUCGAGCUUCUGGCUGUGGGUCUACACACCUACAACAGAGCUCGCUACCGCCAGCUCGUAAAACGCAUCGGACACACCAUACGGUAAGACACCCACACACAGUACAUUUAGAUGGAGUAGAUAUAUUUAGAUCUAGAUGUGUUUGUAAAGGUGUGUAACCACUGUCUCCUGUGCGCUCCCUCUCUGCAGGAUGACGGUGUGUUAUGUCAGUGAUCACUGGGCCCAGUAUGUGAGUGUUGCUGGUCCAGCCCGGCCCAGUACCAUCUCUCUGGAGAAACUACAACUAGAAUACGACCAUCUGUUCCUCAGAGCUGUGCUACAUGUCCUCAGAAACAAGAGGUGAGAGAGGGAAGACAUGUAAUGUUUUUGGCUAUCUAUUCUUGCAAGGCAGUAAGAAUAUUGAUUUUGAGAGUAUGGGGAGUGUGUGUAUUAUCUGACUGUGUGUUCUCCUAGGUUGGGUAUCUGGCUGUUCAUGUCAGAGAUGCCCUAUGGAACCCUGUCCAGUUCCAUGCUGUGGAGAAUUCUGUAUGUGAUGCAGUGUGCAGAGACCGCUGCACCAGACACACUCAACUCUACAGACAACACAUACACCUGCCUACAGGCCCUCCGAGGUACAUACACACAUAAUGAUGAUAGGAAUUAAUUGUAUUCAUAAAGUACUUAAAAAAAUUUAAAAAAUGUGCUAAAAAAAAAAACACAGAAUAGAGCACAAUAUCAUACAUUCACACAGUGUGUCAGCACAGGAGCCAUGCCUUAAUGAUGUACUAACAUGUAUUGCAGAGCCGAGUCACCAGGAGAGGUUUGAGAAAUGGCUGUGUGAGGUCAACAGUUCUGAUGGAAUCUCUCUCCUCACGGCACUAGCUCACAUGGCCAUGCCUACCCACCACUCUGACCCCACCUUCAUUACCACUAUAGCUCUCCUCGUCUUCCAGGUAACACAAACACACACACAUUAUUUUUUCCCAUUUUCACACGGAAUGAAUAGAGGUCACAGCAAAGCUGGCUGCCAGGGUCACCCUAUAUUUCUCUCCCUCCCUCCAGGUGUCCUAUGUCAGUGUGUCUACGAGGGAAACCUACUCUAAGGUGGGGCGGGAGCUGCUGGCCGCCAUAGCAACCGCUCAUCCUUACAUUAUCUCAGUCCUGCUGGACAGACUCAGAGAGACCAUAGAGACAGUCGGCAUGGUAAGUGUGUGUGUGCGUGGCCUCUGUCAACUGCUGGGGUUGCUGUGGAAAGGAGGGGGGUGAAGACUUCAAGUGUAACAGAGGUGGUUCGGUUAAGUACACCUGCAUGUUGAUUAGCCUUGUGUAUGUUAGGUGGCGCUGUACCUCUGUAAGGAGCUGCCCCUGUUCCUGUGGCGUCCUAGCCCGGAGGAAGUGUGUGUGAUCGGGGGCUGGCUGCUCCAAAACCCCCUCUCUGCUGUGGAGAACAGCCUGGCCUGUGUCCUACUGGAGGGGCUGGACUGGGGCUACGCACAGGUACUACACACACUGCUACUAUGCACACACACACCUAACCCUACGUUGAGUUUGAGUGUGUACAGUGUGUAAUGUUGAGUGUGUGUGUCUUAUAGGAUGGGACUCUGGCCCUGCCCUCCUCUCUCCACAGUGAAGUUGCUCUGCUGGUGGCCGAAGCCUAUCAGAAAUACCUCACAGACAAACCAUACAAUGGACUCAUCUCAGAGGGAAUCAAACAGGUAACACAAACACGCACACAUCAUACACUCAUCUCAUCUCUGAGGUUAACACGUCUCUCUCUGUCUCUGUCGAUCAGGUGUCCUACCUGGCUAGUGUUCUCCGUCUGGGUCUGUCUCCUGAGGCUUCCUUCAGCCAGUGGGCCUGGCAACUGUUGCUAAGGCUGAAGCUCCAUGGCAACACCCAGUACCCUCAAGCAGCCUGGUCCACCUCCGGUUCUGCCCCUAACCCCUCCCCCGAGCUCACGCACACCCCCAACAUGCACCCUGUUCUAAGGGCCGUAAAGGCGGGCAUUCCCAUUGGCUGCUACCUGGCCAUCGCCAUGACAACUGUAGGACACAAGUAUGACCAUCUGCUCUCUCUCUAUCGGAAUCACUUUAUUCGCCAAGUACAUUAACAACAUACGUGGAAUUUGACUUAAUGAAUAGGUGCUGCCAGCAAUAGACAAAUGUACAAACAGAAUACAGACAGAGGGAUUUAAACAAAGUCAACAUACAGAAUAUACAAUAUAAAUACAGUAAACAUAAAACUCUAGAGUAUAGGCUGAGCUACAGUGAGGAUAUACAAUUUACAGUGGGGAUAUCUAUAUAUGUAGAGGGAGGGAUGCUGCUGUGACGUGUGUGUGUGUGUGUGUGUGUGUGUGUGUGUAUAUACAGUGGGGAAAAAAAGUAUUUAGUCAGCCACCAAUUGUGCAAGUUCUCCCACUUAAAAAGAUGAGAGAGGCCUGUAAUUUUCAUCAUAGGUACACGUCAACUAUGACAGACAAAUUGAGAAAAGAAAAUCCAGAAAAUCACAUUGUAGGAUUUUUAAGGAAUUUAUUUGCAAAUUAUGGUGGAAAAUAAGUAUUUGGUCACCUACAAACAAGCAAGAUUUCUGGCUCUCACAGACCAGUAACUUUCCGCCACUCGUUACCUGUAUUAAUGGCACCUGUUUGAACUUGUUAUCAGUAUAAAAGACACCUGUCCACAACCUCAAACAGUCACACUCCAAACUCCACUAUGGCCAAGACCAAAGAGCUGUCAAAGGACACCAGAAACAAAAUUGUAGACCUGCACCAGGCUGGGAAGACUGAAUCUGCAAUAGGUAAGCAGCUUGGUUUGAAGAAAUCAACUGUGGGAGCAAUUAUUAGGAAAUGGAAGACAUACAAGACCACUGAUAAUCUCCCUCGAUCUGGGGCUCCACGCAAGAUCUCACCCCGUGGGGUCAAAAUGAUCACAAGAACGGUGAGCAAAAAUCCCAGAACCACACGGGGGGACCUAGUGAAUGACCUGCAGAGAGCUGGGACCAAAGUAACAAAGCCUACCAUCAGUAACACACUACGCCGCCAGGGACUCAAAUCCUGCAGUGCUAGACGUGUCCCCCUGCUUAAGCCAGUACAUGUCCAGGCCCGUCUGAAGUUUGCUAGAGUGCAUCCAGAAGAGGAUUGGGAGAAAGUCAUAUGGUCAGAUGAAACCAAAAUAUAACUUUUUGGUAAAAACUCAACUUGUCGUGUUUGGAGGACAAAGAAUGCUGAGUUGCAUCCAAAGAACACCAUACCUACUGUGAAGCAUGGGAGUGAAAACAUCAUACUUUGGGGCUGUUUUUCUGCAAAGGGACCAGGACGACUGAUCCGUGUAAAGGAAAAAUGAAUGGGGCCAUGUAUCGUGAGAUUUUGAGUGAAAACCUCCUUCCAUCAGCAAGGGCAUUGAAGAUGAAACGUGGCUGGGUCUUUCAGCAUGACAAUGAUCCCAAACACACCGCCCGGGCAACGAAGGAGUGGCUUCGUAAGAAGCAUUUCAAGGUCCUGGAGUCUCCAGAUCUCAACCCCAUAGAAAAUCUUUGGAGGGAGUUGAAAGUCCGUGUUGCCCAGCGACAGCCCCAAAACAUCACUGCUCUAGAGGAAAUCUGCAUGGAGGAAUGGGCCAAAAUACCAGCAACAGUGUGUGAAAACCUUGUGAAGACUUACAGAAAACGUUUGACCUGUGUCAUUGCCAACAAAGGGUAUAUAACAAAGUAUUGAGAAACUUUUGAUAUUGACCAAAUACUUAUUUUCCACCAUAAUUUGCAAAUAAUUCAUUAAAAAUCCUACAAUGUGAUUUUCUGGAUUUUUUUUUCUAAUUUUGUCUGUCAUAGUUGACGUGUACCUAUGAUGAAAAUUACAGGCCUCUCUCAUCUUUUUAAGUGGGAGAACUUGCACAAUUGGUGGCUGACUAAAUACUUUUUUUCCCCACUGUAUAUAUAUAUAUAUAUACAGUGGGGCAAAAAAGUAUUUAGUCAGCCACCAAUUGUGCAAGUUCUCCCACUUAAAAAGAUGAGAGAGGCCUGUAAUUUUCAUCAUAGGUACACGUCAACUAUGACAGACAAAUUGAGAAAAAAAAAUCCAGAAAAUCACAUUGUAGGAUUUUUUAUGAAUUUAUUUGCAAAUUAUGGUGGAAAAUAAGUAUUUGGUCACCUACAAACAAGCAAGAUUUCUGGCUCUCACAGACCUGUAACUUCUUCUUUAAGAGGCUCCUCUGUCCUCCACUCGUUACCUGUAUUAAUGGCACCUGUUUGAACUUGUUAUCAGUAUAAAAGACACCUGUCCACAACCUCAAACAGUCACACUCCAAACUUCACAAUGGCCAAGACCAAAGAGCUGUCAAAGGACACCAAAAACAAAAUUGUAGACCUGCACCAGGCUGGGAAGACUGAAUCUGCAACAGGUAAGCAGCUUGGUUUGAAGAAAUCAACUGUGGGAGCAAUUAUUAGGAAAUGGAAGACAUACAAGACCACUGAUAAUCUCCCUCGAUCUGGGGCUCCAUGCAAGAUCUCACCCCGUGGGGUCAAAAUGAUCACAAGAACGGUGAGCAAAAAUCCCAGAACCACACGGGGGGACCUAGUGAAUGACCUGCUGAGAGCUGGGACCAAAGUAACAAAGCCAACCAUCAGUAACACACUACGCCGCCAGGGACUCAAAUCCUGCAGUGCGAGACGUGUCCCCCUGCUUAAGCCAGUACAUGUCCAGGCCCGUCUGAAGUGCAUUUGGAUGAUCCAGAAGAGGAUUGGGAGAAUGUCAUAUGGUCAGAUGAAACCAAAAUAUAACUUUUUGGUAAAAACUCAACUCGUCAUGUUUGGAGGACAAAGAAUGCUGAGUUGCAUCCAAAGAACACCAUACCUACUGUGAAGCAUGGGGGUGGAAACAUCAUGCUUUGGGGCUGUUUUUCUGCAAAGGGACCAGGACGACUGAUCCGUGUAAAGGAAAGAAUGAAUGGGGCCAUGUAUCGUGAGAUUUUGAGUGAAACCCUCCUUCCAUCAGCAAGGGCAUUGAAGAUGAAACGUGGCUGGGUCUUUCAGCAUGACAAUGAUCCCAAACACACCGCCCGGGCAACGAAGGAGUGGCUUCGUAAGAAGCAUUUCAAGGUCCUGGAGUGGCCUAGCCAGUCUCCAGAUCUCAACCCCAUAGAAAAUAUUUGGAGGGAGUUGAAAGUCUGUGUUGCCCAGCGACAGCCCCAAAACAUCACUGCUCUAGAGGAGAUCUGCAUGGAGGAAUGGGCCAAAAUACCAGCAACAGUGUGUGAAAACCUUGUGAAGACUUACAGAAAACGUUUGACCUGUGUCAUUGCCAACAAAGGGUAUAUAACAAAGUAUUGAGAAACUUUUGUUAUUGACCAAAUACUUAUUUUCCACCAUCAUAUGCCAAUAAAUUCAUUAAAAAUCCUACAAUGUGAUUUUCUGGAUUUUUUUUUCUAAUUUUGUCUGUCAUAGUUGACGUGUACCUAUGAUGAAAAUUACAGGCCUCUCUCAUCUUUUUAAGUGGGAGAACUUGCACAAUUGGUGGCUGACUAAAUACUUUUUUCCCCCACUGUAUAUAUAUAUACACAUAUAUAUAUAUAUAUACACAUAUAUAUACAUACUGUCUUGUGAAGAAGUGUACAUGGCGCAAAAGCAGUAUAGCGCCGUUUUUAGUAUUACAGGUCAGUGAUGCAGUGUUCGGUGCAGUCGCUCAAUCCCUAUGAGCCCUAUGGCCGGUUGGUGAGGGCCACAGCACAGUGACACCAUACAGACACACAUCACCUGUGUGUAUAAAGUCUCACUCUGUACUAUUGUGUGUAACAUCUCUCUCUCUGUCUGUCUGUCUGUUAUCCCAGUCUGGAGGUGUUUUGCACAGAGGGAGUGGAUCUGUUGAGGAGUCUGAUUCAGUCUCAACAUCUGAGAGCUGCUGUCCAUCUACUGGACAACAUCCUCCCUCCUACCUACCCUCUCAGCUUCUACCUGCUGAAGAACACACAGUAAGAUAUACACACUACACACUAUGUCCUAGACACUACAUCCUCCAUCUACUGGACAACAUCCUCCCUCUUUUCUGUUUGAUCAGCUUCUACAGUUAACUUUCAGUACCUUUUACCCCUCCCUAAACGAAACUGUAAAAUCCCACUAAAAUCUCACAAAACUGGUGGGCUGUGGUAUUGCUGUGUUUGGACUACAAUAUACUCCCUCCCUCUCUCUGUGCCAGGUUUGUGGGCUGUGUCCAGUUGUUCCUGCAGUGUGACGGUGUGUGUCCUCAGGGUGUAACACAGCAGGUCACUCACAGGGUGGCGCCACUCUUCACUGGAGGCACCUAUGGGGACAUGGUACGCCUGCUCAACAGUGUGAUACAGGUAUGUACACACACCUAAUACAUAUCCAUCAGAACUGGGGUGAAACAUGGGGUUAACCAAACUUAUGGAUCAGUAGUUUGGCCAACUAGAACUGGAUGCCAUGUUACUGCCCCUGAACAUUCCAUUAAUCUAUUCAUGAUGAGUGUGUGUUUAUUAUCUUUCAGACUCACGUGGUGGAGAGUUCUAGGCCAGGUCGUGUGGGUCCGGCAGCGGUUCUAGAGUUCUGGGUGGGAAUUCUAACCCAGCAGAACCUGUGGUACCGAGACAGAACCGUUCUAUUCCUGAUGGAUCAGAUCUGUCGUGCUGCCUUCACACACCACCAGGAGGAGUGUGUACAGAGAUUACUGUACCAGCAGCACAAGGUAUGUACACACAGAGACAGGAGAGUCCCAUAUAUUUCAGCUGUUAUGCUUAUUUUGAUCAGUGUGUGUUAUUUUUGUGUGAAGAAAAUGUACACACACAGAGUACACACACACUGUAGCUCAGUCUGUGAUGCUCUCUGUCGCACCCCUCUGGUAGAUUGCCUUAGGUUAUCAUGGAGACCGGGGUCUGCUCUCUUCCCUGGUUGGCUGGAUCGCUGGAAAUGCCACACCCUCAUUCAUUGAGGGCCUAUCGAUGAGCGGGGAGGUGAGAACUUUAACCUCAGUCCUAUCUAACUUCUCCUAUCCGUGCUGUCAUUCUGUGUGAAACAGAAUUACUUUAUUUUGCAGCAUUUCCCAAUGAAAUCUGCAAAAAAAAAAGGCUAUUGUCUGUAGGUGUGGUUUUAUAUGUGAAAUGAUAACUGUGUAUGUGUAGGUGUGGUUUUAUAUGUGAAAUGAUAACUGUGUGUGUGUAGGUGUGGUUUUAUGUGAAAUUAUAACUGUGUGUGUGUAGGUGUGGUUUUAUAUGUGAAAUGAUAACUCUGUGUGUGUAGGUGUGGUUUUAUAUGUGAAAAUUAUAACUGUGUGUGUGUAGGUGUGGUUUUAUAUGUGAAAAUUAUAACUGUGUGUGUGUAGGUGUGGUUUGCGUGGCUGGUUUUGAACAUGGAGGGGAUGUUUGAGGAGGAUUCUCAGCUGAGACGCUGUGUGGAGCACGAACUACUGUCUGACCCCAACAUGUCACCUGACCAGGCCCUGAAGGUACACACACCACACACACUCCAACCUGUCACCUGACCAGGCCCUGAAGGUACACACACCACACACACUCCAACCUGUCACCUGACCAGGCCCUGAAGGUACACACACCACACACACUCCAACCUGUCACCUGACCAGGCCCUGAAGGUACACACACCACACACACUCCAACCUCUCACCUGACCAGGCCCUGAAGGUACACACACCACACACACUCCAACCUGUCACCUGACCAGGCCCUGAAGGUACACACACCACACACACUCCAACCUCUCACCUGACCAGCAGAACAGUAAAACGAUGAGAGAUUUAUAGGCCUUAAUCUGAGAAACAUGAUGUUUGUGUUUCACUAUCUUUAUGUUUCUUGUGUGUGUGAGACAGAAGGCCCAGCAGCGGUUGAAGCUCCCAGUGGCUCCAUCUCUGCAGCGGCUGCAGGUGUACAGGUGGGCGUGUCAGGCUUUGGCCACACCCCCUGACCACCCACUACUCCCCCUCGUCUGGCAGAGGUUCCUGCAGCUCUACCUGAGACAGCCAGGACCUGAGUAUGGGUACGACACACACGCCUAACACCAUAACCUCUAGGCCAGGGGUUCUCAAACUUUUUGGGGCCGGGGACCCCUUUUUUGAUAGCAAAUUCAUCAGGUACCCCCUCAUAAUCAGAACACAACUCGGGUGAGAUGAUAAAUAGCAUACAAAGUGUUUUACUAUGACUUCUGCAGUGCAUGGCUGGAUGAACCAAGUCUUUGGCCCUACAUACAUACGUGUGUAUAUAUGUAUGUAUACAUACAUAUGUAUGUGUGUGUGUGUGUGUGUGUGUGUGUGUGUGUGUGUGUGUAUAUAUAUAUAUAUAUAUAUAUAUAUAUAUAUAUAUAUAUAUAUAUACAGGGGGGAGAACAAGUAUUUGAUACACUGCCGAUUUUGCAGGUUUUCCUACUUACAAUGCAUGUAGAGGUCUGUAAUUGUUAUCAUAGGUACACUUCAACUGUGAGAGACAGAAUCUAAAACAAAAAUCCAGAAAAUCACAUUGUAUGAUUUUUAAGUAAUUAAUUUGCAUUUUAUUGCAUGACAUAAGUAUUUGAUACAUCAGAAAAGCAGAACUUAAUAUUUGGUACAGAAACCUUUGUUUGCAAUUACAGAGAUCAUACGUUUCCUGUAGGUCUUGACCAGGUUUGCACACACUGCAGCAGGGAUUUUGGCCCACUCCUCCAUACAGACCUUCCCCAGAUCCUUCAGGUUUCGGGGCUGUCGCUGGGCAAUACGGACUUUCAGCUCCCUCCAAAGAUUUUCUAUUGGGUUCAGGUCUGGAGACUGGCUAGGCCACUCCAGGACCUUGAGAUGCUUCUUACGGAGACACUCCUUAGUUGCCCUGGCUGUGUGUUUCGGGUCGUUGUCAUGGUGGAAGACCAAGCCACGACCCAUCUUCAAUGCUCUUACUGAGGGAAGGAGGUUGUUGGCCAAGAUCUCGCGAUGCAUGGCCCCAUCCAUCCUCUCCUCAAUACGGUGCAGUCGUCCUGUCCCCUUUGCAGAAAAGCAUCCCCAAAGAAUGAUGUUUCCACCUCCAUGCUUCACGGUUGGGAUGGUGUUCUUGGGGUUGUACUCAUCCUUCUUCUUCCUCCAAACACGGCGAGUGGAGUUUAGACCAAAAAGCUCUAUUUUUGUCUCAUCAGACCACAUGACCUUCUCCCAUUCCUCCUCUGGAUCAUCCAGAUGGUCAUUGGCAAACUUCAGACGGGCCUGGACAUGCGCUGGCUUGAGCAGGGGGACCUUGCGUGCGCUGCAGGAUUUUAAUCCAUGACAGCAUAGUGUGUUACUAAUGGUUUUCUUUGAGACUGUGGUCCCAGCUCUCUUCAGGUCAUUGACCAGGUCCUGCCGUGUAGUUCUGGGCUGAUCCCUCACCUUCCUCAUGAUCAUUGAUGCCCCACGAGGUGAGAUCUUGCAUGGAGCCCCAGACCGAGGGUGAUUGACCGUCAUCUUGAACUUCUUCCAUUUUCUAAUAAUUGCGCCAACAGUUGUUGCCUUCUCACCAAGCUGCUUGCUUAUUGUCCUGUAGCCCAUCCCAGCCUUGUGCAGGUCUACAAUUUUAUCCCUGAUGUCCUUACACAGCGCUCUGGUCUUGGCCAUUGUGGAGAGGUUGGAGUCUGUUUGAUUGAGUGUGUGGACAGGUGUCUUUUAUACAGGUAACGAGUUCAAACGGGUGCAGUUAAUACAGGUAAUGAGUGGAGAACAGGAGGGCUUCUUAAAGAAAAACUAACAGGUCUGUGAGAGCCGGAAUUCUUACUGGUUGGUAGGUGAUCAAAUACUUAUGUCAUGCAAUAAAAUGCAAAUUAAUUACUUAAAAAUCAUACAAUGUGAUUUUCUGGAUUUUUGUUUUAGAUUCCAUCUCUCACAGUUGAAGUGUACUUAUGAUAAAAAUGACAGACCUCUACAUGCUUUGUAAGUAGGAAAACCUGCAAAAUCGGCAGUGUAUCAAAUACUUGUUCUCCCCACUGUGUGUGUAUGUAUAUAUAUAUAUAUAUAAUUAUUUUUUUGAUUUGGCCGUGGACCCCCUGCAGUACCUCCGGACCCCACUUUGAGAACCCCUGCUCUAGGCUGCAUCUGGUUCUAAAUUUAGUAAUGUUCUCAUUGUCCCCCUGUUUCUGUUGUCUGCAGUCUGGAUGCAGGGGGCUGUAUUGGUCGUCGGUUCUUCCAGAGCUCGUCUCAGGCUGUGUUACUGAGAGAUCUGAGACAGAGACUACAGGAGGUGUCUGACUUCCACCAUGCCGCCAGCCAGGCCCUGAGGGUGCCCCCCCCACACACCCCCAGCCAGGGAGAGGACCGCCCCGACUCCCCCCCGCCUCUCUUCCUCACUUCCCCACAUCUACACACAGAGCUGGUCAGGUACGUACAGCUACAAGCCCCUCCCCUUAACUCUGUUGUGACUGGCUGUUUCCCAGGCUGAUCUGAUUGGUUGCUUCCAGGCUGUUUGGUGUGUUUGCCGUGUGGUUGGACGAUGAGACUCUUCAGAAGAAGGAAGUGUAUCUGCCCUCUCUCCCACCACAGUAUGACCCCCACAGACUGGCCAAGGUCAUGCACAAACAACAGGUGUGUGUGUCUCGUGUGUUUGUUGUGUAUACCGAGAGUUUUUCCUUGCCACUCUUGCCUCUGCUUUGCCUUUGAUGUAUUGUAUUGGUUGGUUGAUGUAUCGUAUCGUAUUGUAUUGGUUGAUACAUGUAUUGAAUUGGUUGAUAGAUGUAUCGUAUUGUAUUGGUUGAUACAUGUAUCGUAUUGUAUUGGUUGAUACAUGUAUCGUAUUGUAUUGGUUGAUAGAUGUAUUGGUUGAUAGAUGUAUCAUAUUGUAUUGGUUGAUAGAUGUAUUGGUUGAUAGAUGUAUUGGUUGAUAUAUGUAUUGGUUGAUAGAUGUAUUGGUUGAUAGAUGUAUUGGUUGAUAGAUGUAUCAUAUUGUAUUGGUUGAGUGUAGGAGCUGUGGGUGGAGUAUGUGGACCAGGAGCGUGUCCAGUAUGAUGAGAGGGAGGUCCUUGAUCUCUGGGAGAAAGUGAAGAAUGAACCCACCUUCAUACAGAGCAACAACCCUGCCUUCACUGACUACACCAACCCCAGAGCAGGUACACGCACAUGAACACAGCCUCAGUACAUAGCAGGUACACAACGAAGUUGUGACUGAAUGAAUUCCAUUUUUAUUUUCGUGUCAAAUCGCCAGUUGGCAACCCAUCCCUUACGGGAUGAAUUGACACAUAAACAUUACAAUAAUUCACUGUGAUAAAUCAGUGAUCAUUCUUCCGGUGUUCUGUGCUGUGCGCACCGCAUAAAGAGUGAAAAGGAAAUAUAGUAAAUAAGGUUAUCCAAGCAAUAAUUGUAUUCCUAGAGCAGUAAUAAUACAAAUAAAUACAGUUAAAUAAAUACAGAGAAAAGAAACAGAAGGUGUUUGAACCAAGUCUGACACAAAGAGAAGAUUCAAGUGUGAGACAAGCCUACACACAAUCUGCAUGCAUACGUGCCAUUCGCUAUAUAGGAGCAAAAUAUUUGUAUAAUUUAAUUAUAGGUCAACCUUUUUCUUUUAUUCCAGGCUUUAUCAAAAAAUUCCGCAAACGGAAAUACACAAUGGACAAAAAAACAUUUCUGUUUUUCCCCUCAUGGCUCAGCCACAUAAUGCCAGGGUAUAUCUGGUGGGCUUUCUGGAAUAAGGACAAGCGUAUAUCGUGGUAGAAAGGACAAUAGAGGAUCAAAUGAGUUUCAUUCUCUAUUUCAUCGAGGUCACAAUAGUUACAUAGUCUUUCCUCUUCCAUUUCACCACAAUACCGACCUGUUUCAAUACGCAGAGGCAAUAUCCCUGAUCUUACCUGUGCACAUAGCAAUCUCUUUCUUUUAGGUAGGGUGUACAUUGGAAAUUAAUCUAGUGCUACAAACCAAGCUGUCUUGUUAUUGUCAUUGUUGCAACCGUGUGUGUGUGUGUGUGUGUGUGUGUGUGUGUGUAGCGAGGAAGCGUAUUCAGUCUAACCUGCAGAAGCACGCUAUCCCUCGGCCACUCCCCGAGCUGCAGUCGCAGAGAGCUCCAGUACCAGACGUCCCCUCCGCCUGCCUCACUGACCCUGCUGCUGCCUCCACUCUCCUACAGCAGGACCUCAGCUGUCUGCAGGAGCAGGCCAGGUACACACACACACACACACACACACACACACACACACACACACCAACCAUCGCGCCAUUGAUGUAUACCCGUAUGUGAUGUUUUGGGACAUGGCUCAGUGUGCUUGGUGUGUUCAGGUUUGCAGUGUCUCGGGAGGCCCAGCAGGUGGCACUGGAGUCAGAGCUGCUGGAGAGUCUUCCUCUGCUCUACAGGAACAGACCAGAGCAGGUUACCAUGGCGCUUGAGUGCAGAGGGCAGAGGGGGGGCCAGCCCUGCCAGGGAGCUGCACACAUCACUGUGACGGUAGGACUUUUAUAUGAGUCUAUUCUGUUUUGAUAGAAUUUUCAGAGUGGGCUGAUUCUGCUUGACAAUCCCACUAAGAAAGGGGGAUGCCAUGAUUAUGCCAUCCUACGACUGCUUUUAACUGACUGUUCAAAUAAUGUAAACAUGCAUCCUCAUUCCCAUCUGUGUGUGUGUGUGCAGUGCGAGUGUGUGCAAAAGCAGGAAGCAGUGGAGACUCAGAUCGUGUCUCUGCAAAGCGACAUUAAGCAGCUGCAGACGGAAGCCAAGACUCCUCCCCCUCAGAGCCUUGCCCAGGCUGCAGUACACACCGAGAACUUCAUUACGUCAGUACACACACACUCACACACACCAUACUUGUAUUAAUUAUUUCUCAAUAAUACUUUUUUAUAGUCAUAUGUGCCAUAAAGUAAAUAAAAUGUGUGUGUGUAGGGCUCUGGUGAAUUUGUACAAGGCCAAGCCGACGGCAGCAGUGCAGAAUGUAGGAGUGGCUGCCUUCUACAAGGUUGUCUCAUUUGUCUGUGAAGACACACUCCGCCACCCACCCACCCGCCAGUACCUCUCCUCCUGCAUCGAGAUACUGGGACAGGUACUACACACACACAAACUCAUUUCAUACAUGUUUGAUGUGACUGUGUGUGUAGGUGUUUAUCCAGUGUGUGUGUGUGUGUGUGUGUGUGUGUAGAUGUUUAUCCAGUGUGUGUGUGUAGGUGUUAAUCCAGUGUGUGUGUUUGUAGGUGUUUAUCCAGGGCACCCAGGCAGAGUGUGGGCGUGUCCUGAGCACUAUCCUGGAGCAGAGACGUCUGUGUCCCCUCCUCUCCCCUUUCUUCACCCCAAACGCAGCGCCCAAUCAGCUUGUCUCUCUCUACAAGGAAGUGGUGACAUCACUGCACCCUGACAGCGCUGAUGUCAUCUUCAUGCUGCUCACUAAGGUCAGCCUCAACCUUCAGAAAGCCUUGCAGGACCACCUUAACAUACAGAACACACACAUCCUUCACACAGAACACUUCCACCUCGACACAUCACACAGACAACUGGAGGCCUGUGGCAUUGCUAUGUUAGGAUGACCAGAUCCUUUCUCUCCCUGUGUAGUUUGACCUGAGUGCAUGGCUGAGUAAGGCCGAGCCAGUGUUCUCGGAGCGUAGCAGGCUGGUAGAGCUGGUCCACACUGCUCUGUGUUCCUGUGGCCGUGACCCUGAGGCUGAUCUCCUCACGCCCUUUCACCUCUUCACACGACACUGGACCCUGCUGCUCAAACACCACUUCCCUGACCACUACAGCGACUGCCUGCGCCUGCUCAUGACCAGUAAGAUUUGUUUGUUUGCUCUAAACUGUGUUCGCACAUGCACUAAUUGCGGACUUCAACAUGCAACGUGUAUGCAGACUUCUAAAGUCUGUUUGUGUGUGUCAUUGUCAGGUUCGACAGAGCAGUUGCUGAGCCCAGAGUGUUGGAGGGUGACUCUGUGUGUGCUGGGCAUCUCUCCUGCCCCCUGUAACACCAAAACCACAGCAGAGCCUUCCGGGACCGCCGAUACCCCCAAACCCACAUCCACCUCCCCCAGCCAAGCCCCCAUCACCCUCUCUCCUCAGCAGGUGAGUGCUGAAAGUCCUCACUAAAUCCACAUAUUCAAUACUGUUCUUUUACAAUACAGUUUAUUUACCCCUGCCUUGUCUCCUGAUUGGCCCUCCUCAGGUGGAGGAGACGGUUGAUUGGCUGUGUGAGUAUUUUCAGCGUUGUCGUCUCAGUAAGUCGGACCUCCGCAGCUUUGGCCUUUACUCCGCCUGGGCACCAUACGUCAGUGAGGUCACCACGUUCUGGGGAUAUCUGAUUGGCUACCUCAUCGACCUGCAGCUCAGCGCCUGCGCCAGGGAGCCACUGGGGGGAGCCAGAGUACUGAAAGGUACCAGACACAGUUUCUGCUGUUUUUCAUUAAGUCGUUCUGCUUUUUUUCCCAGUCGCUGUUGACAGAUCUCCCCCUCCCCACCUCUCAUCUCUUCCUCUUUCUGUCUCUCUCAGCCCUGCAGGAUCUACACAGUAAGAUGGUCCGACUAUUUAAGCCCUGGAUCCUGGUUCUGGAGACAGACGAUGUCAGGUAAACACACCUCCCUAUCCUUCCAUCUAUUUCUCUCCAUCUUUGCCACUGUCUUUCUAUCUCACUCACCCCUUUCUUACUUCGCCUUGCAUAACACUCACAAAAAUAGAGGCCUGUGGCAUUGCGCUGUUUGGACUAGAAUAUGUUCUCUCUCUCUCCUCUCUCUCUCUCUCUCUCCUCUCUCACACGGUCUCUCUCUUUUCUUUCUGUCCUCCUUUCUGUCUCUCUCAGUAAUCCAAGGUGUUAUCCCUGGUUGGAGUCAGAUGCCAGCGCUGCACGCUGUCUUGUGGGACUCUACACCCAGCUCACCCAAACACUACACUACAAGUUCAGAGGUUUGUGUGUGAUGUUAGAUGUCAUAAAAGUCAUUCAUGUGUUUGAGCCUACAUUUAAGAUACCCAUAAACGUGUGUUCCAGACCGCCUCCUCCCCGGGCAGCGUGGAGUUCUGUGGCUGUGUCUGAUGCAGUACUGUGACAGCUGCAGCUCUCCUUGUACUCCAGAGUACCUCCUCUACCUUUACCACACACACCUCCGCAGCCUGCCCUGGACACACCUGCACCCUGAUACACACCUCAUGGAACAGCUCUUCAAUGUAAGACCCUAGCCCUGACCCCUUACUCUGACCCCAGUCCUUAAUCCCUAACCUCAACCCACAACUCAUUGGAUUCCUAAAACAAACUGACUCCUCGUACACUUUGAGUAUCACAGUUAAUAGGACUUGUUUGUGGGUAGUGCUGUGUGAUGUAGCAUAAGGGAGGUGUAGAGUGUUUCUUUACCCAAGGUUAAUCUGUUCUCCUGCAGGUGGAGAGAGGAAGUCCUAAGAGCUGCUUCCUGUUCCUGGGGGCAGUCCUCUGUGAGGUCAACUGGGUCAGCGUUCUGAGUGACAGCCUGCAAACUCCGGCCAGCUCUAACAGGAACAUACACACAGACUCACACAAGAUGCUGGUGUAUCUGCUCUACAUGCUGGUGUUCCUUACUAAAGAAGAGCAGCUUCUCAGCCAACCGGUGAGUGAGUAUUAGGACACUGGAUAGAUGCAUUUGUGUUUGUACACGACUUCAUAUUCGCGUUGUUUAUUUAUUUAUGUAUUACCUCAUUAUGACUGGUGUGUAGCUCUGUUAAAAACUCCCCAUGUCGGUGGGUCCCUGGUUUAGCUUAUUUUCCCCUCUGUCCUCCAGGACUCCCCUCUCCUUAGUCUGUUGGUCCAGUCCGCUUCCCUGCCAUGGCACCAGGUGGACCAUUCCUCCUACCAAGGGAUCAUGGGAUAUGUAGGUACCCACUACCCUCACGCUCUGCUGCUCAGCACAGACUCCGCCCCUCAGACGCUUCUCCAAUCACUACGCAGCGCUGCUGGGCUACAGCCACGCCCCCACGGGACGCCAUACCAGGUGAGAAAGAGGGAACACAGAAUGUCACCGUCCCUCGCUUUCUCUAGUUUUAUCAUUAACAGACAGUCAAUCUCUCCUCACUCUAUUAUAGACAGUCUCUUUCAUUACCACAGACAAAAUGAAUGCACUAAUCUCUCUCUCUCUCUCUCUCUCUCUCUCUCCCUCUCUCUCUAGGAGGAGACGUUGAAGGCCGGUGUGUGUGUGCACUGGUGUGUCCAGUGCCUGGUCUCUCUGGAGCAGAGUGGCAGCAUCAGUCUGGCUAACCUGGAGACGCAGCUAGAGACACUACUGGACAGCAUCAUCACCUUCAACCCACCUGGUAAGAAAUCUUCAUAUUCAUCAUCAUCAUCAUCAUCACCUUCAUCAAUAACCUCACUCUGUCUCUCUCUGUGUGUGUGUGUAGAGGUGGGCUUGGAGCAGAGACACAUGGCGUUCUGUAGUCUGUUCUGUGAUUCGUUGGCUUUGCUGAACGGAGUGGGCGUGUCUACAGCUGAGGCCCUGGCAGCUCGUGUCAUUGGCUGGCUAGACAGGAAGGGGCAGGGUUUCCCAGUGCUGCCGCUCCUGACAGCUUGCUCCCGUUGCCUAGCGUCCGUACGCCACAUGACCCGCAUCACCGAGGCUUGCAUCACCGCCUACUUCACCCAUGGUAAACACGGUGACAGUAACCAUGUGAGGGGUUUAGCAGGGAAGGUCUUAGGGGAGGAUCUAUGUCAGGGUUUGUUAGCAGGGGGUACUGGUGACGGACAGAUGUAUUUUAUUUCACACAUGAGGUGAAAACCUCACUAUCUCUUGCGCUCCCCUCCAUCUCUCCAUCUUUCUCGCUCUAGCAGAAGAGGAGGGUGUGGGGUGGGGUCCUGUGUUGGCGUCCCUGCAGGUGCCUGAGCUGACCGUGGAUGACUUCCUGUCAGAGAGCCAAUCAGGAGGCAGCUUCCUGACACUCUAUGCUUACAUCCUGCAGCGCCUCAACACGGAACACACAGCGGCCAAUGAGAAGAGGACGCUCGCUCUACUCAACACAUGGACCAGUCAGGUCUUCCCCAGGUCUGACCCCCCCCCCCUGUGUGUCUCUGUGUGUUUAUGUGUGUGUUUGUUGUUAAUAUCAUUUUUUCUCUCUCCCAGUGGUCCCUAUGAUGAGGCCAAGUUGUUCCUCUGGUGGCACAAGGCCCUGUGUGUGUCUGUGGAGCAUCUGCAGCAGGGGCUGGGGGAGGUCCCAGCCGUGGUAGCGGGGCUGCGGCAGCUGCAGACACGGCUCUCUCAGAUGGGAGAGGAGAGACUCAGCUCAGGACUGCUGGGGGCUAUAGGAUUGGGCCGCCGAUCACCCCUAUCCAACAGGUACACACACUCACAGACAUACUGUAUUCAGACCCCUUGACUUUUACAGCAUUAUUCUAAAAUUGAUUUAAAAAAUAAUAGUCCUCUGCAAUCUACACACAAUACCCCAUAAUGACAAAGCGAAAACAGGUUUUUAGAAAUGUUUGCAAAUUUAAUAAAAUAAAAAAACUGAAAUACCUUAUUUACAUAAGUAUUCAGACCCUUUGCUAUGAGAAUCAAAAUUGAGCUCCGGUGCAUCCUGUUUCCAUUGAUCAUCCUUGAGAUUUCUCUACAACUUGAUUUGGAGUGCACCUGUGGUAAAUUCAAUUGAUUGGACAUGAUUUGGAAAGGCACACACUUGUCUAUAUAAGGUCCCACAGCUGACAGUGCAUGUCAGAGCAAAAACAAGCCAUGAGAUCGAAGGAAUUGUCCGUAGAGCUCCAAGACAGGAUUGUGUCGAGGCACAGAUCUGGGGAAGGGUACCAAAAAAUGUCUGCAGCAUUGAAGGUCCCCAAGAACACAGUGUUCUCCAUCAUUCUUAAAUGGAAGAAGUUUGGAACCACCAAGACUCUUCCUAGAGCUGGUCGCCAGGCCAAACUGAGCAAUCGGGGGAGAAGGGCCUUGGUCAGGGAGGGGACCAAGAACCCGAUGGUCACUCUGACAGAGCUCUAGAGUUCCUCUGUGGAGAUGGGAGAACCUUCCAGAAGGACAACCAUCUCUGCAGCACUCCACCAAUCAUGCCUUUAUGGUAGAGUGGCCAGACUGAAGCCACUCCUCAGUAAAAGUCACAUGACAGCCUGCUUGGAGUUUGCCAAAAGGCACCUAAAGACUCUCAGACCAUGAGAAACAAGAUUCUCUGGUCUAAUGAAACCAAGAUUGAAGUCUUUGGCCUGAAUGCCAAGCGUCACGUCUGGAGGAAACCUGGCACCAUCCCAACGGAGAAGCAUGGUGGUGGCAGAAUCAUGCUGUGGGGAUGUUUUUCAGCGGCAGAGACUGGGAAACUAGUCAGGAUCGAGGCAAAGAUGAACAGAGCAAAGUACAGAGAGAUCCUUGAUGAAAACCUGCUCCAGAGCGCUCAGGACCUCAGACUGGGGCGAAGGUUCACCUUCCAACAGGACAACGACCCUAAGCACACAGCCAAGACAAUGCAGGAGUGGCUUCGGGACAAGUCUCUGAAUGUCCUUGAGUGGCCCAGCCAGAGCCCGGACUUGAACCCGAUCUAACAUCUCUGGAGAGACCUGAAAAUAGCUGCGCAGCGAUGCUCCCCAUCCAACCUGACAGAGCUUGAGAGGAUCUGCAGAGAAGAAUGGGAGAAACUCCACAAAUACAGGUGUGCCAAGCUUGUAGCAUCAUACCCAAGAAGACUCAAGGCUGUAAUUGCUGCCAAAGGUGCUUCAACAAAGUACUGAGCAAAGGGUCUCAAUACUUAUGUAAAUGUGAUAUUUUAUUUUCAAUAGUUUUGCAAACUAUUCUAAAAACCUGUUUUUGCUCUGUCAUUACGGGGUAGUGUGUGUAGAUUGAGAUUUAAAAAAAAUGUGUGUAUAAAGUCAAGGGGUCUGAAUACUUUCCGAAGGCACUGUAUAUACACCUUCUGUGUUUACUGUGUGUAUCUUUUGGUAACUCCGGUGUGUGUGCAUGUUUAGGUUCAGGGUGGUGGUGCGCAGUCUGUCUGCGUUUCUCUCAGUCCAGAUUCCCUCAGAGGACCAGGUCCGCCUCCAGCCCAGCACUGACCAGCAGCUGACUGCUAAAGCACAACAGGUACACAUAUAGUGGCUUGCGAAAGUAUUCACCCCCCUUGGCAUUUUUCCUAUUUUGUUGCCUUACAACCUGGAAUUAAAAUGGAUUUUUGGGGGGUUUGUAUCAUUUGAUUUACACAACAUGCCUACCACUUUGAAGAUGCAAAAUAUGUUUUAUUGUGAAACAAAUAAGAAAUACUACAAAAACAGAACUUGAGCGUGCAUAACUAUUCACCCCCCCCCCCCAAAAUCAAUACUUUGUAGGGCCACCUUUUGCAGCAAUUACAGCUGUAAGUCUCUUGGGUAUGUCUCUAUAAGCUUGGCACAUCUAGCCACUGGGAUUUUUGCCCAUUCUUCAAGACAAAACUGCUCCAGCUCCUUCAAGUUGGAUGGGUUCCGCUGGUGUACAGCAAUCUUUAAGUCAUACCACAGAUUCUCAAUUGGAUUGAGGUCUGGGCUUUGACUAGGCCAUUCCAAGACAUUUAAAUGUUUCCCCUUAAACCACUCGAGUGUUGCUUUAGCAGUAUGCUUAGGGUCAUUGUCCUGCUGGAAGGUGAACCUCCGUCCCAGUCUCAAAUCUCUGGAAGACUGAAACAGGUUUCCCUCAAGAAUUUCCCUGUAUUUAGCGCCAUCCAUCAUUCCUUCAAUUCUGACCAGUUUCCCAGUCCCUGCCGAUGAAAGGUGUUCUCGGGGUGAUUAGAGGUGUUGGGUUUGCGCGAGACAUAGCGUUUUCCUUGAUGGCCAAAAAGCUCAAUUUUAGUCUCAUCUGACCAGAGUACCUUCUUCCAUAUGUUUGGGGAGUCUCCCACCUGCCUUUUGGUGAACACCAAACGUGUUUGCUUAUUUAUUUCUUUAAGCAAUGGCUUUUUUUGGCCACUCUUCCAUAAAGCCCAGCUCUGUGGAGUGUACAGUUUGAAGUGGUCCUAUGGACACAUACUCUAAUCUCCAAUGUGGAGCUUUGCAGCUCCUUCAGUGUUAUCUUUGGUCUCUUUGUUGCCUCUGAUUAAUGCCCUCCUUGCCUGGUCUGUGAGUUUUGGUGGGCGGCCCUCUCUUGGCAGGUUUGUUGUGGUGCCAUAUUCUUUCAAUUUUUGAAUAAUGGAUUUAAUGGUGCUCUGUGGGAUGUUCAAAGUUUCUGAUAUUUUUUUAUAACCCAACCCUGAUCUGUACUUCUCCACAACUUUGUCCCUGACCUGUUUGGAGAGCUCCUUGGUCUUCAUGGUGCAGCUGGUUUGGUGGUGCCCCUUGCUUAGUGGUGUUGCAGACUCUGGGGCCUUUCAGAACAGGUGUAUAUAUACUGAGCUCAUGUGACAGAUCAUGUGACACAGGUGGACUUUAUUUAACUAAUUAUGUGACUUCUUGUUAUGUGAAUUAUUUAACAAACUAUUUUAGUGUCUCUGUGCGUCUCCUAAAAGGUUGUAAGUCUUUUGGGAUUUAAGUAACGGCCAGAGUCCCGGUCUGCAUAGUCAGAGAUAUUUAUUCAUUGAGAAUUCUGCCAUCACAAUUUCAGAGUCCAUCUUUUAUACUCAUACGUCAUACAAAAAGAAAUCCCUCCCCUCUGUAGGCGGGCUGUAGUUUUCCACUCUAAAACUGCUCUACUGACCUUCAGUUCACACACACACACACAUAUACACACAUGCAUACACACAUACAUACACACACACACACACACACACACACACACACACACACAUAUCCUACUCCCUGCAUUACUCAGUUAUUGCCGUUCUCACAAUAUUCUGCACCAUGUUUUCAUAACAGUUUCUCCCCUCCCUAAAUUGGGAGGCCUCUUUAUCUUAGUUUCUCAGUUGUCUUUGUUGUCUGGCCUAACUCUUACUCACAUUGCUAAAUAGUGGCUCAAUGCCAUAGCCUUUACUGGUCCUACACUCACACAUUUCUAACACAUUAUACACAGUUUCAGGGUGUAAUAAUUAGUCAUUAAUAAUUAAUCUAUCACUUCUGAAGGUAAUUGGAUGCACCAGAUCUUAUUUAGGGGCUUCAUAGCAAAGGGGGUGAAUACAUAUGUCCCCUGUAGCUCAGUUGGUAGAGCAUGGCGCUUGCAAUGCCAGGGUUGUGGGUUCGUUUCCCACGGGGGGCCAGUAUGAAAAUGUAUGCACUCACUAACUGUAAGUCGCUCUGGAUAAGAGCGUAUGCUAAAUGAAUAAAAUGUAAAAAUAUGCACGCACCACUUUUCCGCAAUUUAUUUUUUAGAAUUCUUUGAAAAAAGUUAUUUUUUAAAUUUCACUUUACCAAUUUGGCCUAUUUUGUGUAGGUCCGUUACAUGAAAUCCAAAUAAAAAUCAAUUUAAAUUACAGGUUGUAAUGCAGCAAAAGAGGAAAAACGCCAAGGGGGAUGAAUACUUUUGCAAGGCACUGUACACACACACAUACACACACAACAGUUGCUCAGCUUAUGUGUUUCAUGUGUGUUUCUAGGCUCUGGUUGUGUUGGAGUCCAUGCCCAGCAGUAAACAGUAUGCUGAUCUAAAGGACUCUAUAGGAAAAGCUGUCCAGUUCAUCCACUACCCAGGACACUGUCUUAGAGAUGGACCUCGCCUCCUUUCUCUGCUGGCCAACCUCCUCUACCCAGACCACAGAUACCUCAACAUCAUACGAUAG
This is a messenger RNA of Coregonus sp. 'balchen', 24915 nucleotides long. NCBI's taxonomy places the organism in Eukaryota, Metazoa, Chordata, Actinopteri, Salmoniformes, Salmonidae. The record is from the annotation of a GenBank genome assembly.